AGUUCUUAAAUGUAUAACUCAUCAUCCAGCAAGUUAAUACUAAACAAUUUUGCACUUAAACGCCACUGAACAUUCAUCUUGAGCACCAGCUGCUUCUUUUGCUCCGGUGACAAUGGCUAUGGCCGGUUGGUCCCCUGAGCUCGCCAUGGAUGCGUACCUGCACACCCUGCAACUGUGCAAGCAGCAGGAGGAGCAUGCUGACGAUGCCAGUGACAGCAGCAGCAGCAGCAGCGUGGUAAUGGAGCCCAGGAGCAUGGAGUACAUCGCCGCGCUGGCCGCCGGCAGCCAGGCGCGCCUCCUCCUCGACGUCGCCCCUGCCGCCGCGUCCCCGGCCACGGCCGUCGCGCUCGCCGUCGCCGCCGCGCGGACGGGCGGCCGCGUGGCCUGCGUCCGUGACGACCCGCGGAGCCUCGACGGCGUCAGGCGCCACCUCCACCGCCACGGCCUGGCGGCCUCGGCGGACUUCCACCUCGCCCGGCCGUCGGCGACGGAGGCCGCCGUCGUCCGGCAGCUACGCUGCGUCGACUUCGCCGUCGUCGACGCCAGCUUGGAGCGCUGCGGCGGCGUGCUCGGCGCCGUCGAUGUGAACCCCAGGGGAGCCAUCGUCGUGGUCACCAACGUGUUCCAAGAAGAGACGACGACGAGGAGGAGCUCCGGUAGGGUUUGCAGCUACGGGCAGGUGGUCGGGAAGAAGGGGAGGGCCACGGUGUUGCCGAUAGGGCGGCAUGGCAUAGAGGUGACCAGGGUAGGAGGAGGCUCGAGUGGGGCCCACUUGCAGCCACACAAGAAGGUUGUGAGCACACCCAAGAGGACUUUCUUGGUGUGUGAUGAUGGAUCACCAUCAUGACAGAUUACAAUUAGCUGCUCUCAUCUCUAGUUUAACCUUUUAUCCCCUUCUCCUGUGUCUUUUCUUGGGAGGAAUUUGCAUGGUAGCCAAAAUUGUAAACUUGUAUAAAUUGAAAAGGAAUGGAUCAUGCCCUAGUGUAACAGAUAAAUUGGUAAAUCAA
This is a messenger RNA of Oryza brachyantha (malo sina), 1007 nucleotides long. RefSeq lists its product as uncharacterized. Lineage: Eukaryota; Viridiplantae; Streptophyta; Magnoliopsida; Poales; Poaceae. The record is from RefSeq and is a predicted model, not a curated record. The transcript is spliced from 2 exons. Bases 113 to 847 code for a protein of 244 amino acids.